AUUAAAAUUGCAUAAAAAAAAAAACAAAAUUAAUUUAAAAAAAAGAGAAAAGAAACUUGAAUUGUAAAAAAAUGGCUAAAGAAGCUGGUUUACCUCCAGAAAUAAAUUCAGUUAAUGAAAAUAAUGAGUCAAUAAUUCCAUCAGAUAUUAAAAAUGAAUUGACUGAUGACGAGGUUGAAAAAGGUCUAAAAGAAAUUGAUUUUAAAGACAAUGUCAUAACAAUUGAUACAACUGAUAAAAGAUGCUCUCGAAUAAUAAGACAACAGCAUUCAUUUGCAGCAAAAAAAACAGUUGCACAAGGAAUGAUGGAUGUAGCUCUGAUAACAGCCAAUGCAAAUCAAUUGCGUUAUUUAGUUGAAUAUCAACGUAAAAGUCCAACUUUUUGGAUAAUUGUUGCAUUAAUUAUCUUCAGUCUUUUACUACAGAUUGCAGUUGGGAUGAGUUUGAUAUUCAAAGGACGUUUUGAUGUUAAAGGAAAAUCAAAAUCACCACAAGCAAUUAAAAUAAAUAAUUAUGUUGUGGUUGGUGUUUUUUUAAUAACAAUUAUAAAUGUAUUUGUUGCUGCAUUUAGUGUAACAUCUGCUCCAUCAGUUUUACAAAAUUAUCCUUAAUAAUUAUUGCAAUAUUAAUCAUGCUAAUUGUGCUUUUAUAAUAAUUACAAUUAAUUAUUUUUAUUAAAAUCCAUUGACCCUGUCCAAUGGCCUACUUGGCAGUGAAUUUAAAAAUCUCUGAAUAGUCAUAUUGAAGGACGACAAUAUACAAGGUGUUAUAAAUUUAAAAAAUAUAAUUUUUAAAACAACAAAAACACAAAAUUUAUAGUUUAUUAA
This is a messenger RNA of Aphidius gifuensis, 827 nucleotides long. Its product is annotated as ninjurin-B-like. Gene Ontology annotation, cellular component: membrane. The record is from RefSeq and is a predicted model, not a curated record. Gene Ontology annotation, biological process: tissue regeneration; cell adhesion. The transcript has 3 exons. Bases 72 to 611 code for a protein of 179 amino acids. NCBI's taxonomy places the organism in Eukaryota, Metazoa, Arthropoda, Insecta, Hymenoptera, Braconidae.